This is a messenger RNA of Portunus trituberculatus (swimming crab), 2796 nucleotides long. RefSeq lists its product as uncharacterized. The record is from RefSeq and is a predicted model, not a curated record. NCBI's taxonomy places the organism in Eukaryota, Metazoa, Arthropoda, Malacostraca, Decapoda, Portunidae. The coding region runs from base 1 to 903 and encodes 300 amino acids. The transcript is spliced from 6 exons.
AUGACGGCAACAGCAGCGACCCGCGCAGUCCUCCUCUCCUACACACUUCUAGUCCUCACGCCCAGGCAGGCCUUACCACACAACAUCCAGAGGAUAUCCCCAAAGACCUCUCCGACCUAUGAAGAGCUCGCAAGUUCCCUCUUCGUCAAUCAAAUGGCCAUUUUAGAACUGAUGCACAAUUCCCCGAACGCAACCUGCGUCACUGCUAACAUGCGAAAUGAGAGUAACGUCGACAGAGAGGCAACAAGGAGGCUGGAGGAGACGCUGGGGACACGCAUGGAUCGAGUGUUGGCGGCACUGGAGGUCCAACAGCAACACACGCAGCAGAUGCUCGACACCCUUAACAUCACCGCCAUGGACACACUGACAAAGGUUGAAGAGGUGAGGGAGGAGAUGAAGGAGGAACUUGUCAAGAUUGCUGAAGAUAUGCAGGUGUCCGCCACUCAAACGAGAACGACAGAACAGGUGGAAGAGGAAGAGGCAAUAGCUGUUCCGGAGAUCACGUAUUCCGGAGUAAUAGUGCACAACGACUCGCUGCCAUCCCUUUGCAAUGGAGACAAAAUCCUCUUUGGUUCGGUCGGAUCACUGACGGUGGUGGCAUCCGGCAGCUACCCGAGUGGUGUUCUGUGCUCCUGGAAUUUGACCUUUCCAGCAGAGUCCUCGGUGACCCUGACCUGGGAAUACAUCGACAUGGAAAACCACCCAUCGUGUAACUACGACUGGGUGGAUGUCAGACACAAUUCUCAUUCUGUGUAUGGGAGGAAACUGUGCGGUAGUCUCAACUCCUCAAUCCGUCAACUUCUGGACCUGACUCUGCAUAAAAUCAACAACCUACUAGUCUCCUUCCGCUCUGAUGGCUCCAAUGAGAAGAGUGGCUUCAGGCUGUUGUAUCACGCCCACUGACGCAACCUUUAACAACAAUUCAGUAUUCAGGAUCUUGUUCGGACGGCAAACGAGUCCAUAGUAUCUCAAAUUCAGCGGGAAAAAAUUAAAUAUGAUGCUAUCUUGAAUUUUUAGACUUUGAAAUCUUUGUCUAGCUUUAAACUAAGUAAAUAAAGAAUGGAGAAAAAUUGUUUCAAACGUUACGAGAUUGAAUAAUGUUGCUAAUUUUGUUCAGCCUUCGUAUAUAUUUCUGGACACUUACAGUCCAUUUUCCUUUAUCCAUUUUCAUUAGAGUGUCAUUGUAUUAUUUCUACCUAUAACAAAUAUGAUUAACUUUUUAUUAGUUUUUUUUAUUGUUUUCGUUUCUUUUCGCAAAACCAGUUGCUUUUUUUACAAUAGUUUCUUCACUUUGAUGAAUGUUACCUCUCGUUAUCUUAGAAAUAAGUUAGUUUAAAAUUCUUGCUUAUGUGAAUAAUUAUUGCACAUCCUUCCGUUUUCUGUUCAUGUACGUACAUUCAUAUCUCACCAUUCAUUAAUUGACUUUCUUUAUCUUUGGCCUUAUCUCUUUCUGUAUGUGUAUGUUACCGAAAACACGCACACAUGCACGCACGCACACACACACACACACACACACACACACACACACACACACACACACACACACACACACACACACAAAUUGAUAAUGUAAGUAAAGCUAAUCAUGGUUCAUUUUCUUGAGGUUUGGGUUCUUACAAGGGCUAUAUUUUCUAAGACUAGAGAUAGUUAGUUGGCUUCUCGCAUGUGUAUUUCCUGUCGAUGCUGCAACAUCCUUCUUAUACUGUUAUCAAAAUCCAAAUCACAUCACUGUUCAUAAGAGGCACUGAUAACUGGAAUUGAUGCAUUCCUAUAGCGAUAACACACUAACAAAGGGUGAUAUUCAGAUAUGUAUCUAGAACAGCCACAACAAUGUCAUGAUUCAGCAGGUGGACUUGUAACAUUCCCAGUGAUACAAACAAAAAUCGAGAAAACUGUUUGAAAGCUCCGCUCCAUACCCAGCCGUCCUCACACUUAUCCCACUUCAGCUUCUGCUGCUGAAGUGAAGAGAGGAGUUGAUGAGACGAAAUCCUUUGAUUCCACCCUGUUUAGAAAGGCGGAAUACAUGUGAAGCGUAAUCCAUACAGUACAAUAAUAGUUAAUGCCCUAGUAUAAGUUAGUAGCUGAGAUGAGAAAAAUUAGGUAUAUAGAUUAGGCAACUCAGAGCGUCUAACUUCACAAAAGCUGAGGAUGAAAUACGAGAUUUUCAGAUAAGAUCAUUAGGCGUCGUGGAAAGCAAACGUUAGUUACAUACAAAGUAAAGUUUUUACCUAGAUCAGAAAGAACAAUUCAUAAGAUAGACGACAGACGAUAUGUUCUCUGAACUUACGAUAUAGCCUAGUUUAUCCUAAUCCUCAUUACUGUAAUAUUGUCUGGAGUUCUGCAAUAAGAAUGGUCACUCAUUUCUUUCUAUAUUACAGAAAAAAAUAGCUAAAUGAUUUCAGUUCAGUAGCAAGACACAAGACCCACAUUUAUCCUUUAUUUCCAGAACUUUUAAUUCUCGGUCUGCAUGAUACACGCGCCUUAGAGAUGCUCAAAGGUAUAUUCAGUCAAAUACAGACGCCAUGGGUUGUGACUUUCGAAAGAGUUUCCAGUGAGCACAAUAAAAUCCUUCCGUGAUCUCCAAAACCACGAUAAUAAGUCUCCAAAGAUUUGUUACGUAUUCUGGAUGUGUUAAAUGGAGCAGUUUACCAGAAAAGAAACGUACUAUGUAACAAUUACCUUUUGAGUUUGCACAUUACCUAUUAUGUAACCUAAUUAUGUAAUUAUGUAACUUUUCAAUCUAUCAUGUUUGUCAUAUCAUAUACUUACGAUUAAAAUAUAUUUGUUGCAAUUAUA